This is a messenger RNA of Centrocercus urophasianus (Greater sage-grouse), 2180 nucleotides long. It is a transcript of the gene SERINC4, whose product is annotated as serine incorporator 4. Lineage: Eukaryota; Metazoa; Chordata; Aves; Galliformes; Phasianidae. The transcript is spliced from 11 exons. The record is from RefSeq and is a predicted model, not a curated record. Bases 144 to 1784 code for a protein of 546 amino acids. Gene Ontology annotation, cellular component: membrane.
UCGCCCUGCCCCGUGCAAGGCGGCACCGCCCGUGGCCGGGGGGAUGACCAGUUGUCAGCCUCUCCGCAGCGAGCAGAUGGCGGGGCGGGUCAAGCUGACAAUCCCCUUAAUCCCAUCAGGGCCCAGCCGAGACAGGACGGGUCAUGGCGGGCACCAGGGUGCGCGGCCUCCUGCACUCAUUCCCGAGCCAGCUGUGCUGUGGCUGCGGGCCUGGCAGAGGGCUGCGCGCCUCCACAGGCACCCGCAUCCUCUACACCCUCCUGCACGUCCUGGCCUCUGCCGUGUGCUGCCUCAUGCUGUCCCGCACUGUGGCUCAGGCUGUCAAGGAGAAGAUGCCGUUCUCAGGGGUCCUGUGCCAACACCUGCCCGGCAGCACGGACUGCACGCAGCUCGUGGGCUCCUCGGCCGUCUAUCGCGUCUGCUUCGGCACCGCCUGCUUCCACCUGGCGCAGGCCGCCCUGCUCCUCAAUGUGCGCUCCAGCGCUGACUGCCGCGCUCGGCUCCACAACGGGUUCUGGUUCCUGAAGCUGCUAGUGCUGGUGGGGCUCUGCGCCGCCAGCUUCUUCCUCCCUGAGGAGAGCUUCAUCCAAGUGUGGCACUAUACAGGUGUUUGCGGUGGCUUUGCUUUCAUUCUCAUCCAGCUGGUGCUGAUCACUGCCUUUGCACACACCUGGAAUAAGAACUGCUCUCACCACUUUCCCGGCAGGCUGACGGGCGCAGCACAGGACAAGCGCUGGUACCUGGCUGUGCUGCUGGCCACCACUGCCUUCUACACCCUCGCCUCCGCUGCCUUCUCCUUCCUCUACAAGUACUACACCCACCCAGCCGCCUGCCGGCUCAACAAGGCACUGCUCACUGUCAACGGCAGCCUCUGCAGCAUCAUGUCCUUCAUCUCCAUCACACCCUGCGUGCGGCUCAAGCAGCCGCGGUCAGGGCUGCUACAGUCCUCAAUCAUCAGCUGCUACGUGAUGUACCUCACGUUCUCUGCAUUGUCCAGCCGUCCCCCAGAGAGAGUGCUCUACAAGGGGCAGAACCUCACCGUCUGCUUCCCGGGCAUCCAGCAAGAUGAACUGCAAACAGAGGACACCACGGUCGCCAUCCUGGGGGCUGCCAUCAUGUACGCCUGCGUGCUCUUCGCAUGUAAUGAAGCCUCCUAUCUUGCUGAGGUGUUUGGGCCCCUCUGGAUGGUCAAAGUCUACAGCUUUGAGUUUAAAAAACCCUCUUGCUGCUUCUGCUGCCCAGAGAAGAUGGAGGAGGAGCUGAGAGGUGAGCAGAGGAUGGGUGCCAGCAGGUCAGGGGGAGGCUGUAGUGACACACGGCCUUGGGUAGCUGUGUCAGAUGCCAGAGGCAUUGAUGAGGACAGUGUGCAAGAGCUGCAGCUGCCAUCACCCUGCACUCCCUCAGGUGCUGUUCAGGAACAGACAUGUGAGCAAGAGGAGGAGCCUGCUGGAGGACAGUGUGUUUUCCAGGAUGAGCGAGACCAUGUGGUCUACAGCUACUCAGCCUUCCACUUUGUCUUCUUCCUCGCCUCGCUUUAUGUCAUGAUGACGCUCACCAACUGGUUCAGCUACGAGACCGCAGUGCUGGAGACCACCUUCACACAUGGCAGCUGGUCGACGUUCUGGGUGAAGGUGGCCUCGUGCUGGGCCUGCGUCCUGCUCUACCUGUGGCUGCUGCUGAGCCCUCUCUGCCUCCGUGGCUCCCCACAGCAUCGGCGGAACAGCCCAGCCCUGCGCAUCGUGCGGCGGCGACGCGCCCCACACCGCAUCAGUGUCUCCACGUAGUCACUGCUGGGAGGGACUGUGCUUGGCCCUGUGCUUGGCCCUUGCCGUGCCGUGUGCCUGGGUCUUGGCCUCACCGGUCCCCUUGACUGCUCCUCACCCCAUGGCUGAGGAAAAGAUGUCAUCUGAGCACAGGAGGAGGACCUAGGAUGUGGAAGCUCUGCUGCACCAGCUCCAGGGACACAUCCUGCACUGAGCUGGAGCCAUCGAGGGGCCAUCCCGAGCCUGCCCAGAUGGCAAGCGCUCAGCUUCUGCUGCUGCACUCCCCUCCAGUCAUGAAGGCAGCUCCUGCCCGUCUGCCACCCCUCGGUCACAGCCCAAGGCCGGCAGGGAGCGCCGCUCUGGUCCGUCUGCUGUCUGUCAGCUCACCUACCGGCAGCGUGGGUAUUGUAAAUAGCU